Molecule: messenger RNA, 9762 nt
Organism: Colius striatus (speckled mousebird)
Lineage: Eukaryota; Metazoa; Chordata; Aves; Coliiformes; Coliidae
Gene: ANO3
Product: anoctamin 3
Exons: 32
Coding region: 600-3539 (979 amino acids)
Biological process (GO): chloride transmembrane transport
Cellular component (GO): plasma membrane
Molecular function (GO): chloride channel activity; protein dimerization activity
Source: RefSeq, a predicted model, not a curated record
CCUGCGGGCUGGCAGCUGGCAGGCUGCCGUCCGCCAAGAUGGUUCACCAUUCAGGCUCCAUCCAGUCCUUUAAGCAGCAGAAAGUAAUGUGGGAAUACAAUAGGUCAAUAUUCUAUGAAGCAGUAGGCAGAUGGAUUUGCACAGAAUUGUCGUCUUGCUCUAUUUGGAAACUGUUGUUUCAUUGAGAAUAACUGCAGCUGGAGUAUUGCAUGCUUCUGUAACUGCAGAGUUAAGGUGUAACUUCCAAUAACAACCACCUUGAAUUCGUUGGACAUCUGACUAGCCAAGUUAUCUAUGAAUAGUUGUGUGGAUGUGAAGUUUCACUGUCAGACUUCUCCAGUGAAGUGGUGCUUGAGCAGCUGCUCUUCUCCUAUGUGCUCCAGCUUCUUAACCAUCAACCCUCUCUUGGACUGUCUCCAGCAUAUUGUGGUCUUCUCUGCAGGGAUGUCCCAAAACUAGGUCCACACACUGUGCUUGGUGGUUAGAAUGGGGUUUUCCAUCAAGUUUCAAUCUUCUGAACUCUGCUUCAGCCGAACUGGAUGGUAUUCAUGUUCACUUAUGCUGAUGCUGAUAAGCAUGGAAAAUCUUGAAGAUGGUGUAUGAAUACAAGCAGGAGUGAGACAGUGAAAGAACAUCCAUUAAAACCCUCUAGAAGAUCUAUGCCAUGCCUAGCCCAGAGCCAAACACAUCCUCAGAGUCUGAGCAAACAUUCAUCAUUUCUGCAGCCAAAUCUUGUGCAGCCACAGCCCCGGCCUCAGCCUCUAAGUGCAGGGACAUCUACAGCUACAGUGGAUGUAGUGUCAGAACGAGCUAAAGUGAUGGAGACUUUGGAAAACAACUUGCUUAAGCUGUCUAAUACAGAAUACAGUGAUCCAUUUUUAGAUGUAAGAAAGGAAAAAGACACAUACACAGAUGAUUCAGAACAUGGAAAUUAUGAUGCUCGGACAGAUCAGUCAUUGCUUAUUCAAAACAAGCUUAGCAGACAGAAAACAGAGCCUCGGACUAAAUCAUCUCUAAAGGCUGAUGCCAUGGCCUCAUCUGGACUCUUCUUCAAAGAUGGCAAAAAGCGCAUUGAUUACAUCUUGGUCUACAAAAAGUCAAGUCCACAGGUAGAAAAAAGAAGCACAUUUGAGAAGAAUUUGAGAGCAGAAGGGUUGAUGUUAGAACGAGAGCCAGCUGUUACAAACAAUGAUAUCAUGUUUGUUAAAAUCCACUGUCCGUGGGAGACACUGUGCAAAUAUGCAGAAAGAAUGAAUAUCAGGAUGCCUUUCAGGAAAAAAUGUUAUUACACUGACUGGAGGAGCAAAACCAUGGGCAGUUUGCAGAGGAACAUGAGAGAGCUGAAAAGCUGGUUGCCCAGAAAUCCAAUGAAGCUUGACAAGGAGGCCCUACCUGAUCUGGAAGAAACAGAUUGCUACACAGCACCCUUUAGCCGUGCACGCAUACACCAUUUUACAAUAAACAACAAAGACAGCUUCUUCAGCAAUUCCACAAGGAGUAGAAUCGUGCAUCACAUGCUGCAGAGGACUAAGUAUGAAGAUGGAAAAUCCAAAAUGGGUAUUAAUAGACUACUAAACAAUGGAACAUAUGAAGCAGCAUUUCCACCACAUGAGGGAAGCCACAAAAGCAGACAUCCCAUCAAAACACACGGAGCUCAGAAUCACAGACACCUCUUAUAUGAGCGAUGGGCACGGUGGGGAAUGUGGUACAAAUACCAACCUCUCGAUUUAAUCAGGAGAUACUUUGGUGAAAAAAUUGGACUAUAUUUUGCCUGGCUGGGAUGGUAUACUGGAAUGCUUAUUCCUGCUGCCCUGGUUGGACUCUUUGUUUUCCUCUAUGGAUUAUUUACAAUGGAUUCCAGCCAAGUAAGCAAAGAGAUCUGUGAGGCAAAUGAAACCAUCAUGUGCCCUAUGUGUGAACGCAAUUGCACGCUACAGAAACUCAAUGAAAGCUGCAUAUACGCCAAGGUUACACAUUUGUUUGAUAAUGGAGGGACCGUGUUCUUUGCUAUUUUCAUGGCAAUUUGGGCUACAGUCUUUCUUGAGUUUUGGAAAAGACGAAGAGCUGUAUUAACCUAUGACUGGGAUCUCAUAGACUGGGAAGAUGAAGAGGAAGAACUACGCCCCCAGUUCGAAGCUAAAUAUUCCCAAGUGGAAAGAGUGAAUCCCAUCACCGGAAAACCUGAACCUUUUCAGCCUUUCCCUGAUAAGCUCAGUCGACUGAUGGUGUCUGUCUCAGGAAUAUUCUUCAUGAUUUCGCUGGUCCUCACUGCAGUGUUUGCAGUCGUGGUCUAUCGUCUGGUAGCCAUGGAACAGUUUGCUUCUUUCAAGUGGUAUUUCAUCAAGAAGUAUUGGCAGUUUGCAACAUCUGGCACUGGUGUCUGUAUCAAUUUUAUGAUCAUCAUGUCACUGAACGUUGUAUAUGAAAAGGUUGCCUAUCUCCUGACAGACUUAGAGCACCCUAGAACAGAAUCUGAAUGGGAAAACAGCUUUGCCUUGAAAAUGUUCCUCUUCCAGUUUGUCAAUUUGAACAGCUCCAUCUUUUACAUUGCAUUUUUUCUUGGCAGAUUUGCAGGCCGCCCAGGAAAGUACAACAAGCUUUUUAACAGAUGGAGACUGGAAGAGUGUCAUCCUAGUGGCUGCUUAAUAGAUCUGUGUUUGCAAAUGGGAGUUAUUAUGGUUUUAAAACAAAUGUGGAACAAUUUCAUGGAACUAGGCUAUCCUUUAUUACAGAAUUGGUGGUCACGGCGCAAAAUGAAGAGAGGAGGGCAAUUAAUGGAGCAUAAAAUUUCUCUACCUCAGUGGGAAAAAGAUUGGAAUCUGCAGCCUAUGAAUCUCCAUGGUUUAAUGGACGAAUAUUUAGAGAUGGUUUUACAGUUUGGCUUUACCACCAUCUUCGUUGCUGCCUUCCCACUGGCUCCUCUCCUGGCAUUGCUUAACAACAUCAUAGAAAUCAGGUUAGAUGCCUACAAGUUUGUCACUCAGUGGCGAAGACCCAUGCCUGCACGAGCAACAGAUAUAGGUAUCUGGUAUGGGAUUCUGGAAGGAAUUGGAGUUCUGGCUGUCAUCACCAAUGCCUUUGUUAUUGCCAUUACUUCUGAUUACAUUCCACGUUUUGUCUAUGCAUACAAAUACGGUCCCUGUACAGAUCAAGGUUACAGACAAGAAAAAUGUUUAAAAGGAUAUGUCAACAGCAGUUUAUCAGUAUUUGAUUUGAGUGAACUUGGCAUGGGAUACUCAGGAUACUGCAGGUACAGAGAUUACAGAGCCCCACCAUGGAGUUCUACCCCAUAUGAAUUCACUUUGCAGUUCUGGCAUGUCCUGGCAGCACGGCUGGCCUUCAUCAUAGUAUUUGAGCACCUUGUUUUUGGAAUAAAGUCUUUCAUUGCCUACCUGAUCCCAGACAUGCCCAAGGAUUUGUGCGACAGAAUGAGGAGAGAGAAAUAUUUAGUCCAGGAAAUGAUGUAUGAGGCUGAACUGGAGCAUUUACAAAGAGAAAGGAAAAAGAAUGGGAAACAGUAUCACCAUGAAUGGCCUUAGUCACAACCACGCUGCCACAAAAACACUUUGGAAAUUGAAGAGUGCAGUUGAAAAAUGAAGUGAGAGUCUGGCAUCAGCAUGUGAGAUUCAUGGUGUAUAUGUGUUCUUGCUGCAGGCUUUGGUGGGAACUGGGAAAUAGACGCUUCUGAUGAAGAGAAUGGAAAGCCUUAUGUGUUACUGGUCUGUGGUGAGCACCAAGGAGAACUGGCACUCGGGAGUGUGCAGACAAAAAUGUGGACACUGGUUUAAAAAAAGGCAAUGAAUUUUCAUGCUGUCCAUGAAGAUCCUAACAGCAUGAUAAAAUUAAAUAAUUAUCUGUGAACUUAUACAGUAAGGGCAUGACUAAAACCAGCUUACAUGAUAUCCACUACUUCUACAGCUUCUAAUUGCUCAGCUCCAUCUGUAAUGCCUCUGAAGAAAAGAGCAAUUGUUGCCUUUGUGGCCAUAUCUUCAUAUAAAUGAUCUUUCAGGCUUACUGUUUUGUCAGGUUUGUCCUAGUCUCUUGUUGAGAUUGUGGAUGUGGUCCUACCCUAAAAAGGGGGUCUAUGGCUGCUUGAUAUAUACUAUGCAGUUUCAGAUUUGCACAUCAGUGUCAUUAAUUUAUCCUUCUAGUGGAAAACCAAAAAUUCUAAAUUCAAAGGGAAAACAGCAGCACUAAGAGAAUGCAUGGCAUUGCCCACAUUGCAGCUGUACCUGAAAAUGACAUGGCUGUUGAGUUGUCUUUCCACUUUGGUGUGCAGAAAGGCCACCUCCACACACUUCCAGGAUGACAGAGCUGUCAUUUUCAUGCUCUGAUGUAGCAUGCAGCUGUCUUAACUGUGUUACUGUUCCUUUUAGCCUGUCUGGGCAAUGAUUCCAUGAAUUCAGAGAAUGCUAAUGCUAACUUGAAAUAUUCUCAUACAGUGCAAAUGACUUUGUCCUCAAUAUACAGUGAACUCUUUAUAGUAUGCAAGCUUAUGCAGAUAUAUAUCAGACAUACAGUAUAAAAUUGUGAUUUGCUUGUUCAGGGAAGGAGAAGCAGAGCACGUUAUAACAAUGCUGCUCUUGUAAAUGUUCCAGUAAUGUGCACUUCUUUUAUUGACCUAAAUAAGUCAAAGCAUGGGAAUUAGAUACAGACAGAUAUGUAUACAGAUUGUAUAUAAGCACAGAGUGGUUACUUUUAGAUUUUUUAAUUAUUAUUUGUAUGCCUUCUUACAGUUUGGGGGAGGGGCUUUUGGAUAAAAUCACUAUAAAAGGUAGAUGUUCAUGUAAAGAAUCAAAUUUCAGUUUUUAUGUGCAUACAGCAGUGUUUGUUGCUUAUGUUUCUAGUCACAUUUUGGUGAUCAAACUGUCUAUUACUAGCAUUUCAUAAUAUGGGAAAAGGUAAGCACUGAACUUAAACAGGUGUGCAGGGUUCACUUGCAGAGAAGAGUGUGGAGAAAAAGAGAGUUAUACUUGUUCUAUUUCUCUCCUACAGUUUUAAAUAAUGCUUCUGUGCAUUGGAUGAGAAAAAAAUAAAAAACAAGGAGUCAGCAAAGCACAGGAACUAUAAAAGCUGCACAUUUUAAUGUUAUUUUUAGGAAUAAAGGUGCAGCAAAAUUACUGCAGAGAUAUGAAAGACCUAUACUUUUACUACUUACAAUACCCUAUCGAACCAAAAAGUGUGAUUCCAGUAUUCACUUGCAUAUAUUAGCAAAAUCAUUUUAUUUUAUUAUGCCAGAUAAUUGUAAGAGGCAAGUGUCCAUCUGGGUGGAUGAGUAGGAUAUUUUGUAUCCAGAGAGCCUAAUGUCACACCUUAAGUUCUUUAGUCAUUUCAUCAUAUUUAUGAGAUUUCUUGGUUAAUUCCAGCUCUCUGUGACCAGACAAGGCAACUCUAGGUGUAUCUGCAGCAUUGCACAAAGGAGGAAAGAAACUGGAAGGUAUACUCUAGUCAGAUAUAUUACCCUUAAGUGCUGUGGUAAAAAGGGCUGGCGGAACUCAGCUUCCCAUAUUUUGGAAAGGCUGUUCUGUUGCUUCAUAUUCUGGGUUGUGUGUUAAGUUCCUCAGGAGUCCAUAUGAGGAAUAAUGAAUGCACUCUCCUCAGUGCUUACAAAAAUCACAUUAGUUAAUUUCAUGUAUUGUCUCUCUCUUCCAUUCUGUGGAUUAUCAAGCACUGUUUGACAGCAUCGGCCAAGUGUGAUAGUAGUUCAGUUCUUCAUAAGGUCACAGAUGAGCUCUCUUUUUACUGUGUUCUCUGAAAACCAAGUGCCUUGGCUGGCCCAAGGUAUAAAGAUACGGGGCAAAAUUGGGCAAAAAUCAGAAGUGUUGAUUAUUUUAUACUUUCCUGUUUCUGCUGUGGGUAUUAGCACAUGUCAAUACAUACUUAGGCAAAUUCCAAUUGGCCUUAAACAUCUAAAAACAGAAACCUUUUUGUAUUUGAGAUAUAAGUAAAUCUGUUAUUAAUGACUUUAAACACUGGUGUAUGGGAGUAUAUCCAAGACAAGUAUGUAGAUCUGACAUCGUGCAUUUUAUGCACUGGAAAAGCACAAGAAGAGAAAAACAUUGAGUGUGUUCCUUUCUUUUUGGAGGACAUCAACAAUGCCUAAAGGUUUUGCCACUAUGUAGCCAUUUGCUUAAUCGGAGAAAACUUUUUGCUAGACUUCCUUUAGUAUGCUGUUUGCUUUGACUGCACGUUGUUUUACUAAAGUAUAAGGCACACACUGUCCUCAGGAAUAAUGUAUUUUAUGAAUGGUGAAUGAUCUUUUCAUAUCCUAAAUAUUGUCUUUCCAAACAGAUGACCAGUAUGAGUAGGCUGUGCAUGCAAACUGCCUUUGUGAAACCAGACAAAGCUUUAGAACUUCAAUUCGUGCAAAAAACGCUUUAGGUCAUUGCAGAUCUCAUCUAUGACAACUUUGCUCUAUGCAUGCGCCUUUAGAGAGACUGCAUGAGGUAUUUUGAAACACAAAGGAUCAGUCCAAAAUGUCUUAAUUAUUCCUAAUCAAAUUCUGUGUCUCAAGUCAGACGAAAGAAAUUUCCAUUUCAAAUAGGGGAAAAAAAAAAAAAGUCCAUAUGCAUUAUACACAUUUCUAAUGACUUUUUGUUCUAAAUUUGUGCCUAAUGUGUGAGAUCUGAAUUCUGGUGACUGAAAAAAAAAAAAAAAAGGAAAACAAAUAGUUCUGCCUCAUUAGCCAUCCUAAUAAGAGGUUCCUUCUUAGAUCUCAAAGCCUGCCCCCAAGUAGAGGGAUGCAUUAAGAGUUCAGCACUCACAAAUGAGCACGAGCAGGGCUGCCUGAAGGUUGAGCACAGGCUCUCUGUUACACUGUGAUGCAUUUUCCUUCCCAGGAAGACAGCAUGGUGAUCUGGCAUUUGGAAACAAGGCAAACCUCAUGGUGACAAUUAGUUUAAUAUUUUGUUCCCUAUCACUAUCCUGUUUAUUUUGAAGGAUUAAUAGCAAAAAUUUAGGUGAACAUUGAAUAUUGACUGUGAGAAGGGUAAAAUUUCCACAGUGAUGAUGGAUGAUAAGUGGGGUUUUUGUUAAAUGUUUCUACGUAUCUUCCUUACUACAAAACCCACACCAGCUCUUGCUGUGCCCUUUUCCAACAGCAACUUGUCCGAAAUUGUGUUCUGAGGAUCAGUUAGGCUCAUGUCCUUUUCCUCAAAAGAAAAAUGUCUGCAGGGCCUAGUGAAAAUAGGUUAAUAGAUACUUAAUGCAUAAAUUCAUCAGUCUCCUGAGGUGUCCUUCAUAACGGUUCAUAACAAAAAGACAAAAAUGUGAAACACAGCUUUAGGGUGAGCGUUAAUCUGAGGAAAGGCAAGAACUUUGGUCAUACUUUAUUCAAUGUGCCAUGAAGAUAAUCAGUGUAAUGUAAGUAGUGCAUAUCUGCUGUUUCCUCCCUGCAGCUUCUUCCACUGCAGUCUCUGAAUUAAAGCGCUGCUAGGGAGACUUUCUGGAGCCCUGGAAUCCAGUGGCAUUAUCUGCAAAGUCUUACAUGGCAUCAUGGGGCUUAAUAAAUGAACUUUUGCAUUAUGUCACUGUUAGUUCAGGGGCAAAUUAGCGCAUACCUAUUUGGAAGCAUCAUUUCAUUUCAAUCAACUGAAAAUCUUCUUUGUCCCUAAACAGUUUGUACACAGUUAAUUUACACAUAUCACAACUUUUCAUCAUGACUAUUAUAAAUUAGGGAUUUUUUGCAUACACUGGGCAAUGGCUGUAUCAAGAAAACACAUUUUAUACAAACAGUUAAAUGUUAAUGAAAAAUCAAACAAUCACAGAGCUAAAACUAGUGGUAUCAACAGUCUCUUACAAUGCAGUAGUACUUCCAGAAGCAUUUUAAUUUGUGUAAUCCUCAUAAACUACUGAUGUUUCUUAUUUGAGGGUAAAGGUUGUAACAAAUACACAUCUACCCUUUCAUAAUAACGUUGAUUUGGUGUUAAGGCUGACACUAGGAUUCAAACUGAAUUCCACCUUUAGACAGACUCAUUAUUUUGUUAGUUCCAAAGCUUUCUUUGUCUGACUAAAAUUAUUGCAGUGACACUUUCUGAAAGUGUCUAAGUGAAUUGCAAACCUAAAUUUCUGUGGUGGAAAAUAUAGCAGCUUGAAAAGAUCCCUAAGUCUUUUUAUACUCAACCUCAUGCUCACAAAGCCCAUGUUCUACUGGGAAAAUGCAACAAGCUAGCAUGUGGAGGCUGAAGAUGAACCAAGGAAGCAAAGGGCUGCUCUUCACACUCAGCAAGUUUUUCUCUGAAAGUCAGACAGAUUCUGCAAUACAAGGGUUUGGAGAUGGAGCAUGGUAGCAGCCCUCCUGAUCUGUUUUUUAAUCCCCUGCCUCAUUCUUAACUUACCCUCAGUAUUUUAUGAAGUGAAAGCUUCUUGCUGACAGUCUGAUUUCCAGGGCAAAUCUGUAACUGCAGCAGUUUUUGCAGGCUCUUUUUGGGUGUCCAUAACUGAGAAGCCAAAGCUGAAAGUGCACAAAUAGUAGUUUGUCUGGUGAUUUUUACAAAUUGGUGUGUGGUGGAGGGCAUGGUGUGAGGAAGCACGAGGUACAUCUACAUAUGCCAUUAGACCACUUGUUUCUGGGUAUGUCCUUUCAGCCACUUUCCCAAGCACUACAUUUGUACUCCUGAUGUCCCUCCCUACAGGCACCCUAAAUAGCCUACACAAUCCUAGCAUUUUAAGAUUUAUAUAAGUAGACUCAUAUUGACAAUUUUUCUCUACUAUUGACAUUGCAACCAUGUUGACCAGGAAUUUGUAUUGGCAUAGUUUGGGCAUAAUCAUGAUAGCACAGUGUUACCUCAACAGCACAAGGUUAGACCAGCACAGCAAGGAAUUGCAGAGAAAUCACAUUGCUAUUCCAUGUUACACAGGAACUUUUUUAACCCAGGGCUGGGAUUUAGCCUUGAAAUGUUAAUGGUGUGUUCCCUCUUCACUGCACCGGAAAUUACCUUAUAUUAGUUCUGUUGAUUCCUUCUGACUUUUUGCCAUAACUUCUAUGUUACGUGCUCUCUGUAGUUUUUGUUCUUAUUGCCAUGAGUUAGUUGUUAGGAUGCUGCUGGAUGAGAAAUUAGGGUUAAACCCAAUGCAGUCUAAAGCUAAUGAGACUCUAAAUACUGAGAACUCAAUGAUUUUUCUGUUAAUAACGCAAAACAAAAAAAUCAGAUCACCAUUUUAUUUUGUGUUCUGGUUGAGUGGCUCAGAGUUUUGUAUUGAAAAAUCUUCCAAACUCUUGGCUCUGAUUUUUACCUAGAGUACGAUCACUGAAAUUUUAGUUCUUUGAGAUGAUCUCAUGUAAAAUCUAACUGAAUGACAUAGUUAAGUCAUUUUUUAUUCUGAUAGUCCUGGCUAACUUGCAAUACCACAAUCAUAAGAGGUUUCUUAAAAUGUGUAUAUAUUUGAAGUUUAUGUAAUAUUUAAAUACAGCUUGGUUUCUAAGUAAGGAAUAAGAAUAAAAUUUCAACUAUUUUUUCUAUUCAUAAAUCCACACUUUGUAAGUAAUAUUUAGAAUAAGAUUACAGUACCACAGAGCGUUUCAGAGUAAUUGACUUUUCUGCACUACAAGCUGGAAGUUCUUCUGGCACGUCAGCUUUGGGUUUCUUUUGUGUUUUCAGAUUACUUUUACAAGCCAAUAUGUACCCCAGAACUAAAAGAAUUCACUGAGGAAAAAAUUGUUGAUCGGAUUAACUAUUGUAAGACACUUUGGCAUAAAUUUGUCUUUGAAAUGCUGUUUACUUUAUCAAGGUUUACAUGUACAAAUGCAACUACUUACUGUAU